Molecule: messenger RNA, 3037 nt
Organism: Perca fluviatilis (European perch)
Lineage: Eukaryota; Metazoa; Chordata; Actinopteri; Perciformes; Percidae
Product: von Willebrand factor A domain-containing protein 5A-like
Exons: 15
Coding region: 158-2143 (661 amino acids)
Source: RefSeq, a predicted model, not a curated record
CUUUCGCUAUCCUAUGAAAACAAAACCGGCAUACUGCAGCUGUGCGCAGUGGUUGUCUAGACCAUUCCAGUUUUGUAACGUUUAACGUUAAAGUUGACGCUAUAUAUCUGCAGGUGGAAACUAACUGGACAGAAUCAUUCUCUUCAAAGGUUCAAAGAUGAAGUGCUGUGGUCUGCUAACUGCACAGAAGGAACCAGUUCCUCUGAAGAGCGUGGAGGUGGAGCUGGAGGUGAGGGCCCAUGUGGCUACAGUGGUCUCCACUCUGAACUAUGAGAACAAGGAGGACAAACCACUGGAGGCUGUUUUUGUCUUCCCUCUGCCUGGAGAUGCUGCUGUCUGUCACUUCAGUGCUAAGAUUGGACAGACAGAGAUUGUAGCUGAGGUGAAGGAGAAACAGAAGGCUCGUGAGGAGUAUGAUGACGCUUUGAGCUCCGGUCAGCAGGCCUUCCUGUUGGAGGAGAGUGAUCAGAGUCCAGAUAUAUUCUCUCUGAGUGUGGGCAGUCUGCGUCCAGGAGAGAGCGCCUCCAUCAGGCUGGAGUACGUCACUGAGCUGGCUGUGCAGGCUGAUGAAGGGCUGAGGUUUUGUCUGCCUGCUGUGCUCAACCCUCGCUACCAACCUCAGGGAAGUGAAGAUGUUUGUAUCCAGGUGACCUCUGUUCCAGCCUCUCUGGUGCCCUACAGUCUGUCUUUCUCUGCUCGAGUGUCCUCUCCUCGUCCAGUCUCUAAAGUAGAGUCCAACUGUGCCCUGGACGCUCUCCAGUACCUCAACACAGAGCAAACCCAGGCUACGGUCAAGUUGGCUGCAGGACACAAGUUUGACAGAGAUGUUGAACUGCUGAUUUAUUACAAAGAUGCCCACCAGCCCACUGCUGUGGUGGAGGUAGGACAGGCCUCUGCUAAGCCUGGCUCUCUGAUGGGUGAUCCAGUGGUGAUGCUGAGCCUGUACCCUGAGUUCCCCCAGGCUGUGAUGUCUUCAGUCGCCUCAUGUGGAGAGUUUGUGUUAUUACUGGAUCGAUCUGGCAGUAUGGAUGGGUCCCGUAUAAAGAGUGCCAGGGAAACUCUGCUGCUCCUGUUGAAGAGCUUACCCAUAGGCUGCUAUUUCAACAUCUACAGUUUUGGGUCCUGCCAUGAACACAUCUUCUCUGAGAGUGUGGAGUACAGCCAGAAGACCAUGGAAGAAGCUCUGAAGAAAAUUGAGGAGAUGGGCGCUGAUCUGGGAGGAACAGAGAUCCUUGAGCCCCUCAAACACAUUUACAGCCAGCCCUGCAUUCCCAGUCAACCUAGACAACUAUUUGUCUUUACUGAUGGAGAGGUGGGGAAUACCAAAGAAGUGAUAAAUCUGGUGAAGAAGAAUUCAGGAUCCCACAGGUGUUUCUCUUUUGGGAUUGGGGAAGGGGCCAGCUCUGCUCUUAUCAACGGGUUGGCCAAGGAAGGAGGAGGUCACGCUCAGUUCAUCACAGGGACUGACAGGAUGCAACCCAAAGUGAUGCAGUCGCUGCGUUUUGCUCUGCACCCAGCUGUGGUGGACAUCUCAGUCAAGUGGGAUUUGCCAAAGGGAGUGUCUGUUACUUGUCUCUCUCCACCAAUCACAGCACUUUUCCAGGGUCAAAGGUCACUGGUUUAUGCCCAGCUCACUGGAAAGAGUUCAGCAGCGGAGGGCUGUGUGACGGUGAAGUACAGCCUGGCAGGUCAUCCCACUCAGAACCAGCUGCACUUCAGUCUCAAACCUGCAGAGGACACUGGAAUAACAGUCCACAGGUUGGGUGCUCGGAGUCUGAUUCGCUCUCUGGAGAUGGAGGAGAGCGAAUUGCGCAGAGGAGAGCGGGAUGAAGAAGUGAAGAAGAAGCUGGUGGAGCUCAGUGUCCAAUCAGGAGUGAGCAGUGCCUUCACUGCCUUCAUUGCUGUCAACAAAGGAGAUGGCGAGGCGAUUCAAGGACCUCUGGUGGUCAGAAAUGUUCCAACACCCUGGCUGACGGGUGGUUGCGGUUCGCUGCGGUCACUCACAAUGAUGCAAGGUAAGAAACAAGGCAAAGCUACUUUCAACACACAUCUGAAUACUUCUAUUUAUCUCAGUAUUAACACUGAAAAUGCAUUAACAUGUUUACUAGCUUUACAUGUGAACAAUUCUCUGUCGUCCAUGUAGUUGCUGAUGGCCAUAUUGUUAAGCGAAUGACAUGGAUUGUAGUUGCUUUCUAAAAAUAACUUCAGUCUAAAUUUAAGCUGAGCUCAGACUACAGGAGUAUCGAGCCGAUUUAGCCCCAAUUCACCCCUCUUGACAAUCUGCCAAGAAAUCUGGUCCGGGACCUUGGCCGGUACAGAUGCUCAGCCUAGAUUAUUUGGUAAUUUAAGCGGUGUACAGAUCUUAUGUUUAACCUCCCGACCUAUUCGCGGUCGCAUAAGGGCCACCCAGAUAUUUUUAAACAUGUUUGAUAUGUAGUUCAAAUCUUAUGAUUAUAUGAUUAUGAUUAAGUCAUUACUUUCACAAUAGCCAAUGAGCUGAUAUUGUUGCCAAGCAAUUGUAAACAGGAGACGGAAAUGGUUAAAUCCUCACAUCCCUUUCUUUCUGAAGAAAAGACAACCCGUGUUUUAUCCACGUUUGUUUUGCCUUCUCCUUUUUUUUGUCAUUGCAAAGGAUUAUUCCAGCAAAUUGUCAUCCAGACGUCACCCCACGUCAGUCCUCAUAAGAUCACGUGGUAAUAUUCACUUGACUGCGCAGCUUUUUCAGAAAAUGUCUACACUGCUGCAUUCAACAAACUUUGCAUUUGGGGAGCACAAUUUGAUUCUGCUUGUGAAAAACAAAAUCAAGUGAAUUAGUUUGAAGUUUCCAGAACCGUCCACUGACUUUUUCUAUUCUUGCCAAUUUUCUGUAUUGUUAUGUGAUUUGUUCAUCUCUUGUUUUGACCUGUUUGGUCCUCAACAUGUGUUGAAGGUAUAUAGAUACGUGUUGCUUCUGGUAAUCUGAUUUGAAUGACAUUUUUAAGAUGGGCCCCAUUUCAGAAAGCAGGUUUAGUGAAAACUCUCAGUUUGUUAACCCUGA